This is a messenger RNA of Vombatus ursinus (common wombat), 1128 nucleotides long. RefSeq names its product biogenesis of lysosomal organelles complex 1 subunit 3 (gene BLOC1S3). Bases 305 to 895 code for a protein of 196 amino acids. The record is from RefSeq and is a predicted model, not a curated record. Gene Ontology annotation, cellular component: BLOC-1 complex. NCBI's taxonomy places the organism in Eukaryota, Metazoa, Chordata, Mammalia, Diprotodontia, Vombatidae. The transcript has 2 exons.
CAUUUGACAGAGGAGGAAACCGAGGCAAACAGGGUGAAGUGACUUGCCCAGGGCCACCCAGCUAGUGAGUGUCACAGGCCACUUUCCAACUCUGGUCCCCUGACUCUGGCCUGGGGCUCUGCGUACUAUGGCGCCCCCUAGCGACCACCUCUAUGUGCAAGCCGUCUCCAAUAAAAUGCAAGGUCCACGAGGGCGGGGCGCGUUGCUCCACGUAUCCCUAACAGCGGGUGUUCUGGGGGCCCGAACGGAUGGAAGAAGACGGAGAACAGGCGUGUGCUGGGAAAGCUCCUGGGCCUGAGAAGCCAUGGCUUCCCGGGCCGUCGGAGGGUUGCGAGGUCGGCGACCCGAGACUGUGGUGCGUGGGGAGGCGAUCGAGACGGACUCGGCGGCAUCGUCGUCAGAAGAAGAAGAGCUGUACCUGGGCUCUGCCCCGCCGUGCCGGGGCCGCCCCACUGGGCUGCGAGUAGCCGGGGAAGCGCCUGAGACCGACUCUGAGGAGGAGCCGGCGACCCUGGUGGCCCACGCGGAUCUGCCCCCGCUCGUGGUGGUUCGGGGACCAGAGUGGGCAGAAGAGGAGGCUCCCGCAGCGCCCGCGCUCCCUGCGUCGGGCCGGGCCUCGCUGCUGCAACAGCGGCUGGCUGAGAGCCAGGCUCGCCUGGGCCACGACGUGAGCGCGGCGGUGCGUGGUGUGUACCGGCGAGCUGGCCUCGAUGUCGCCGGCCUGGCGGCCCGUCUGGCCGCCGCGCAGGCCGUGGGCUUGGCGGCGGCCCACAGCAUCCGCCUGGCCCGCAGCGACCUCUGCGCCCUGGCCGAGCGCCUGGACAUUGUAGCCAGCUGCCGCCUGCUGCCUGACAUCCAAUCUCCAGCUGAGCCGGGCCCCAGCCCCCGGGCAUAGUGGAGGCGCAGCCGUCCUCACCUGUGUCCCACCCUCACUGUGGUUCCCAAGGCCUAGUGUCCCUUGAUGGCUUCUCUGAAGAGGCUUGGUACGGGCCCUCCCGGUGGUCCUCCCCUGGUUCAGGGGCCCUCCACUGGGUUGGGGGAUGGGAAGGGCCUGGAAACUGGGAGCACGGACUUGCCUCACCCUCCUUACCCUCACCAGGUUUCAAUAAAAUGUCUUUGGAAAGAGAA